CCGCACGCGCCGGCCUUGUUGUACAUGUACGUACGUACGUUCUACGUGAUGUGCAGACGCCAGAGAUUUUUGGUGAGAAGUUUUACACGUGACAGUGUCACAGUGUAGGCCAAGCAUUUGUUGUGGAAAUUCGCGAAAACAUUGUCACUCAAAAGGGACCAUCAUUGCUAUUCAGGAACAACUUUAAGCUCAAGGCCUACCACAAGCUUACAAAGAAAGUGUUUGCUUCGGUAAAAAAAAUUGAAGUUCAGAAAAGGUUGAACCCAAGGAGAACACAGCAACAAGAUGCCGGUGAUUGUUGAGCUAGCAGAUGACCCCAUAGCGACAAAAGACGACCCGAGGUCAGAGGUUGCAACCCAGGAGGAGCCGCCGCCCCUGGGUGAUCAUCCACUCAAUCAGCCUGCCGAUGUUUCCCCGCAGAAGAAAUGGAUGACAAAUGAGCCCGUCUUCAUCACGGAGAGCACGGAAGAUGAUUCAAAGGAUGCGGGCGAUGCCACAAAGCCACAGCCUCCGGAUGCUGAGACGGAUCGUAAGGAGAAAGUGAAGGAGGUGGAGAUGGAAGGAAACGAACAGAAGAAAGAGGAAAACGAGUAUCCACGAAUUACAGAGAAAUCUCUCAAAGACCACUGUAAACAACAUAAACUAUACCGAACUCCAGAACUAAAUGACGUCCUCUACUUGCAUUAUAAAGGAUACCACAAGAUUGAGAACUUGGACAAGUACACGGGCUUGAGGGCGCUCUACCUGGAGUGCAACGGAAUCCGCCUCAUCGAGAACCUGGACAACCAGACGGAGAUGCGCUGUUUGUACCUCCAGCAGAACCUGAUCAAGUCCAUCCAGAACCUGGAGCCUAUGCAGAAACUCGACACCUUGAAUUUGAGUAACAACCAAAUAGACCGACUUCAGAACCUUGCUUGCCUCCCAAAGCUGAACACUCUGAACAUCGCUCACAAUCGGCUCACCACCGCCGACGAUAUCAGGGAAUUGGCCGAGUGCCAUAACUUGAGCGUCGUGGACUUGUCUCACAAUCGACUCAACGACCCCAAGAUAGUGGAUGUCUUUGCAGCGAUGAAGACCUGUCGGGUGUUGAACCUAAUGGGGAAUCCAGUGGUAAAGACGAUCCAGAACUAUCGGAAGACGCUCAUCCUAAAACUGACUAACUUGACGUACCUGGACGAUAGACCGGUUUUUCCAAGGGAAAGAGCGUGCACCGAAGCCUGGUUCCGAGGCGGCCGGGAAGCAGAGAAGGAGGAACGAGAACGCUGGAUUAACAAAGAGAGAGCGAGAAUCCAGGCCAGCGUAGACGCACUGACUCAAAUCCGCAAGCGUGCUCAAGCCUCCCGCGCAGAGAAAGAAGAAGCCGAAAAGAACAGAGGCAUGACCCCAGAACCAGUCACUACGCCCCCCGCAGACGAACACCUCUUCACGUUUGAUGUCAACAAGGGGCCCCCCACUGGUCAGCAGGCAAAGACGGGAAUGCUGAUUGAGGAGUUGUCAUCAAGAGGGAAUAGUUACAGAGAUCAACAGACAAGCUCUGGCUUCAGCACAGAGUUGGUGAGUGAGGAAGACGUGGAGACCAUAGAUCUGCCCAAGGAAGAGAAAAUCAACAUCGAUGAUCUGCCUGAUCUUGAGGAUUUUGAUACGACAGACGACACCAUCCAAACAGCUCCGAGGAAAAUGCUCAUUGAGGAAAUUUCAUCCGAUGAAUCGACCAAUGGCACUGCUCUGAUUUCCGAAAUUGGGCAAUCACACGGUGAUUCUAAAAACACCAGCCAAUCAGACUCUGCACUGCUCCAGUGUGAAGAGCCCGAUGACCAAUCACAUCCCUUGGUUGAAAAACUUGGCCAAUCAGGGCACAAGUCCAGCCCCCUCAUUCUUGAAAUCAACCAAUCAGAAACAGCCCCACCCGGAAUGGACCAAUCAGAGGGUGGAGAUUCAUCAACAUCAUCCAGAAGAGCCAAUCAGGGCUCACUGAUCGAGGAACUAAAGGAGUAUGGGGCUCGCAUUCCCAACAGUUGGCACGUUCUUGACAAUGAGACGGCAAAGAGUGAACAAGAACAUGACAAACCCGAAGGCGGUUCUACAGGGAACAAGACAGGAGAGAAAUCCCUCGAGGAGAAGAUCUGGGAUCUGGCUGCCAAUGCGGGAUCGACGGUAGGCAGGCCGGACCCGACGCUGCCAUAAGUUGCCACGGUUACCGAUUACAUCACCGGAAAAGACCCAAUUACCCUUAACAUUACCAAGGGACUGAAGGUAUUGUAUUCAUUGUCAAGGUCAUGUGUCUCGCCCCAGUUGCAAAAGACAGAUCAGAAGUUGAGAUAUGAACUAACAAGACAGUUCCCGUGGAAUGCUGUAACUUGCCGUAUCUAUGCUCCAGAAACUUGAUACCUCAGUUAGUGAUGCGGGAGAUAUCCACGACACGUCACUUUGUGGUGCAGCCGACGAACUGUCCUGAUUUGUACACAGCAGAACGGCUGACAACUAACAGCAUAGUUAACGGUAGAAUACAGCAUCGGUAAUCCACAGGCCUUGGACUCCAAUCCUGUUUCCAAUUACCCAUGUUUUGGACGAGUCUGAAUUCCCAGUUGGCCUGGCUAUUGGCAAUUCUUGUUUGUUGUAUCUCAGUUUGUGCGUUAUAUUCGUCUCAAAAAGUUGCAUUUCUGUUCCCACUGUAACAUUCCUGUCUGGAACGAGUAGUGUUCUUUGGUAGACUUCUGAGAUGGUCCCCUACAUGUUACUCACUUGAGUUUCAUGAUGAAUUAUACUUGUACAAUACUGUACUCAUUGAAAUGUGUGUUUUUGCUGUUAUUUUUCCAAAGUAGCCAAUUUGGAGGUUUGGUUUCAUUUUUUGAGUUUCCUACUUUUAGAAAUAUCAAGUGAAAAACUGUUCAGUUUUGAACACUCAAAGCAAAGCCCUUGCAAUUUGUCCUGCCAAGAAUCCAUGCACCACAGGAUGUUCCCAAGUGCCUGAAUCAUGCACAGGUGAGGUUGAUCUGCAGAUCAAAGAUUUCCCCCCAGAAGUGUCUUUUUUUUAACUGCUUUGAGUUGGGGACAAUUUUAUUUGUUCAGAAAUUUUCCAUCACACAGGCCCCCAAGUCAAUCUUCCUUGAAAAGUAAUCUCGUUAGCAUCAGGAAUUUUUCAACAAAUCCACGAUGCAUAUUGUGCACGUACCACACACAACAGCUUUAUUAUUGACACCGACAUCAAGGGUAUCCACACGGCACGUUCGAUUACUUUCCUGGCGCUUACCCGUGGUGUUGUUGCAGAUUUCGAUGGGCAUACGCCAUCUGUGUUUUAACAAUGUAUGAUCUCAGGUUGCCCGAGCACCCAGCCCUCGCAGCGCAAGAAGUCAUGCGAGUGUCAGAUUCAAUGCAGUUGCGCUUGCACGAGUAAGCACGCGGGAAGUGAUCGAACGGGCUGAAAAUGAAUCGACACCAAUCGACUUUGUUUCACGUUUUUCAACUCUUUUAAUUGAUCCCUUAGGUGCAUUUCCAAGAUGUGUUACAUUCCAUAGAGUUCAGUGCGGACACAACUUGGACGAAUACGUUUAAUGUCUGUCUGCAUAUAUUUUUCAUUUUGAUACUUACUCUGACCAUGGUCAAUUUAAACUUGGCCUCAAAGGAGAGUUGGUUUACCGCUCGCUGAAACAUGCUUGUUGGUCCAGUUUUGCUAAUCAUGUAAAUCCGUCCAUUCCUUUCUAAUUCCUUGGAUCUUUUUUUUUAACCAACACGAUAUGAGACCAAGACUCUUGAAUCCUCAAAAUAAAUAGGGGUUUGUUUGUGCCUCUGCUUUCAAGGGGCAUUAGUCACCAUUUUAAAAACAAUAUGUCUUUUUCAAUUUUGUGUAACGAGGCAGCUUGACUCUUAAAUACGAGAUUGACGAAAGCAUUCCCUGCCUCGGUAGCUGCAAUUUCUUCAAAUCGGGAACAGUAUCACAACUUUCCGCAACAAGAAAGUCAAACUUAAAAUAACAUUUUGUGCUUUCUACCACCCAUCUUAGAACACUCUGAACAGUUGAUAUUAAAAUUUAUAGUACAAUAAAACGAUUGUCACUGUAAGCAUUGUAUUUUCCUCCUGACGUAUCUGACAUUUCAAAAUGACAGUGGAACUAUUCCCUUGUUUUGGAAGGGGCAGCCUUCAUUUCAGGAUUUUUUACAAGAAUUUAUAAAGAAGUAAAAAUGAUUGUCAUUUGAAGCAAUAAAUAUAACCAUCAAAGCACAAAAAAUGGGAGCAUUGUUGAAAUUUGUCACAUCAGGUGUCUCAACAGGUUUCAUAGGCAUAUUUUGGUUUUGUUUGUCAGGUAUUCGGAAAGAUUUCAAAGGGUAAAGAUUGAGUUUUUGUGCCUGGCGCAAAAGUGAACAGGAAUGGAAAACAGUGACGUCGGAUCAAAAGUUGGAUUCGCAAAAGUUAAACACACUUCAACUUAAGCAAAUCUUAACGCAAAUGUUUCUUAACGUCAAAUUCACUUCACUUCGCUUUCAUCUCAACGUCGAUGGCCUCCUCCAAAAUUUGUAGAUGACUGACCAUCCCAUUGCCAAUGGAUUUUGACUGAAAUUCACAGACAAAAACACGUCUGACAUGUCAUCCAAUUUAGCAAAAGCCCAGAUUGAUAUUCAAACAUACCCCGAGCAAAACAUGUAAACUAGAUAAGUUUGUGGGAGCACCAUGGAUAUAUCUCUUUGAGUAUGUGGGGUUCUGAAAAGAACCGUGGCCCUCAACGUUUCAGACAGUAUGCUCUGUCCGUCGUCAGGAGACUGCAGAGGGUCCAGUGAUGAGGCAGCUCAUGUGGUGUGUAGAGGACAGUGAGGUGUGAAGAGGCUAACUCUGGAUCCAACCGGUGGCUCGGGUCAUCUCCAAGCCACCGGUCUCCUGACGACGGACAGAGCAUACUGUCCAAAAUGUUGAGUGCCACCGG
Messenger RNA from Acanthaster planci (crown-of-thorns starfish), 4915 nucleotides. Its product is annotated as dynein axonemal assembly factor 1-like. Gene Ontology annotation, biological process: axoneme assembly. Gene Ontology annotation, molecular function: dynein complex binding; protein binding. Gene Ontology annotation, cellular component: axoneme. The record is from RefSeq and is a predicted model, not a curated record. NCBI's taxonomy places the organism in Eukaryota, Metazoa, Echinodermata, Asteroidea, Valvatida, Acanthasteridae.